UUCCAACAUAGGGUACCGGACUAGGGUGGAACUGUAGUUUGUGGCUCAUGUUUCGACCGGAAACAUUUUGUCGAAGGACGAACAUGAUUCGGACCUGCGGACAUCAGGUGGUUCGAUGGAGUUUAAGGUUGUCUCCUGGUUUUGCCCUGAAGUCUGCUACUCUUGUCGAGCAGAAUGCACGGCAGCUGGCAUAUUCCUGUCGAAUGUGCUCUCACACUCAAGAGUCUCAAACCUCAAGAGCGUCUGCACAGCGACAUGGAAGUGAGCUGUCAUUACGAACUCUGCUUGAUAUGGGCUUCACAGAUACUCAGGCUGAGCUGGUGUACGAAGGCGCCAUCAAAACCCUGGGAAAACGGUCUGUUACGCAUGACACCUCUACAAUCACGGCCCUUUUCGCACUGGGUCUGAAUUCCUCCAGCAUCGUCAAGAUCUUUGAUAAAUGUCCAGUUUUGUACACAGUAAGGGGAGCAGUUGUGCAACAACGAAUUCAGAAUUUGUGGAAACUUGGAGUUGUUGAUGGCACUAUUCAGAGAGUGAUAAGCUACUAUCCACACAUCCUCCUCAUGCCUGCCAAGAGAGUGAAUGCGGCGGUCGAGUUUAUCCGAACGAAAUGUCUUUUCACCGCCCAACAAAUGCGAGACAUCCUUCGAGAUACUCCAGAGGUAGUAGAGGAGGACCUCAAUGAACUUGAGCAUAAAUUUCAGUAUGCCUACUUCCGUAUGGGGGUGAAGCAAGCAGAGAUGGUGAAGGCCAAGCUGUUCAAGGUGAGCAUGGAGGAGCUGCGCUGUAGGCACUGCUUCCUGGAGCGCAGGGGCUUCUACCAGACACCCGAUAAGAAGGGCCAGACGCUCAUCAUCAACCCCAAACUGAAGGAUAUCCUCUCGGCCACCGAGGACGUCUAUCUGGCCCAGUUCGCCAAGGCGACUAAAGAGGAGCUGGACGUUUUCCGCAAGCUAGUCACACGAGAAGACGAGGAGAAAAGCAAUAUGCCGGAGAAUUGGGAUAUCGAGGAAGACGAGGAGGAGACAGAGGAGGACAUGACUGACUUCAAGAGGGGAAACAUGGGACAUUUGGGAUAUGUAAAGAGCAGGAGAAAAAGAUGAGCCACUGGAGAAAAUGUAUUAUAUGGUGUUUUCAGUACUAAAGGACAACCCUGCUAUUGUCAGGACUGUUUAGUUUCGUAAAUAAAAUCCACUCCUCUGUUGCUAAAA
Molecule: messenger RNA, 1211 nt
Organism: Sardina pilchardus (European sardine)
Lineage: Eukaryota; Metazoa; Chordata; Actinopteri; Clupeiformes; Clupeidae
Gene: mterf4
Product: mitochondrial transcription termination factor 4
Exons: 4
Coding region: 48-1103 (351 amino acids)
Biological process (GO): regulation of DNA-templated transcription
Molecular function (GO): double-stranded DNA binding
Source: RefSeq, a predicted model, not a curated record